Molecule: messenger RNA, 1913 nt
Organism: Harmonia axyridis
Lineage: Eukaryota; Metazoa; Arthropoda; Insecta; Coleoptera; Coccinellidae
Gene: b6
Exons: 5
Coding region: 312-1811 (499 amino acids)
Source: RefSeq, a predicted model, not a curated record
AGAUAUUGGUCAAUCAGUCAGUCGGCUUGAAUAUCUCUUUGAACUGGAUACGGAGUGAUCAAAAAGGGAAAGUGAUCCCCACUAGUGACUUCCACGCACAAGUCGCCUAAAAAUUGCACAAUUCAAGUUGAAGAAAACGGGAAGCAAGAAGUCCUCUAGUUUGUAUCUGAAGCUUAUCGCACACGGGCGGUUUGUAAGUGCUUUUCUUGCCGAAGUGGUGCCAAUUUGUUAUAGGAUUGUUUUGCUUUGAACGAUGAAAUCUGUCGUAUUCCACAAGUGACACUGAAAUUGAACCAUCGAAAUUUUGCAACAUGCUUCUUCACAUAUUUCCGCUCAUUUUGGCGGUAGUCCUCCACCUCGCCAGAGGUAUCCAGCAGGAAGAUUGGCAACCCUUCCAACCACUAUCACAGAGUUAUGUAGGACUCACAUCUCAAGAAUACCAGCAGGCUCCAUCGGGAGGUCAGUGCGAGGUCCACAAGAUUGGCUUCACUCAGGACCUAUACUUCCAAUAUGUUCAAUAUAAGACGGACAUGCCAGAUUUGAAAGAGUUCACCCUCUGUUUCUGGAGCAAAUUCUCCAAUCAUUCCAACGAUCAUCCACUGUUCUCUUAUGCAGUCGACGGCCAGCCACGUGCCAUCUACUCCUGGAUAUCGAACACCGAGCGAUCCAGUUACUUCAGCAUGGCAGUCGAGGGGCACACAUUCUACCGCCUAAACUACCCGCUCAGGCUGAACAAAUGGUAUCAUACAUGUCAAAGUUGGAACGGCAAGACUGGAGAAUGGCAAAUAUGGGUCAACGCGGAGAGGGUGGGACGCGGUUUCCACAACAGGUUGGUUGGAACUAAAAUACCAGGUGGAGGAAUUGCCAUAAGUGGUCAAGGACAAACUCAACUUGGAGGAGGAUUUCAAGAGGGAGCUCAUGCACCACAAGGUUCCGGAGGAAUGUUAGGAGAAAUAACCAUGGUGCAACUAUACAACGUCGCCUUAACAGCCGGCAAAGCUCACAAAGACCACAAACAUCACCACGCCCAUCAGUUCGACAAAAACGGCGUACCAAUAACCACAACACCCAAACCAACAACCCCACCUAGCCAAACUCUUCCCCAACAUCCUCUCCUCACCGGAGGUCAGUUGAACCGCGGAGUUAAGAUUAACCUAGCUGGAGGACAGCAACCAGAAGCCCAACUCAUACCGAUACCUGGACAGAGUUACAACGCCCAGUACAUCAACGGCCAGUUCGUGGAGAGUCUCGUGGCCAAACAGUUCCAAUCAGGUAAAGGACCACAAGCGCAAUACGUACAAAUUCCUCAACAACAACAAGCACUUCUGCAGGCAGCCCAGCUGCAACCACUACAAACACUACAAACACAAGGAGGAGGACAACUGUUGAUACCAACAGAUGGUGGAUCUUACUCCUCACAAUCUUUAUCUCUUGGUGACUCUCCACUAAUUGGAGCUAGCAUCAUCCACUCAGCAGCCAAACGGGAGACUUCCCAGAAGAACAAGAGGGAUAUCUUCUUGGCUGGAGGACACAUAUUGGACGGAAGCAUUGGUGCAGAUGAAAUAUACUCCCAGAGCCUUCUAGAAGGCUUGGCAAGUAUUGGUCACAAUCAACCAAUUCUCGAGCAACAGAAACAGAGCGAUGAAAGAGAACCUGCCGAAGCUGAGGUAAAGGCGGUUAUGAACGUGUGUAGUGGAUGCGACGAGGAACCCUUCGAGAAAGCUUUGGUAUUUGGUUGGAGGACUGUCGCGAAAAAAUUGUACUCUGGAGCUUUUUACCUCCCUGCUGUGCCGCAGUGCAAGGCGUUCUAGGAUCGUCGCUCAUGAAAAUUUGUUGUUGAGUUUGUAUUUUCUAUUUUUAUACGAGUAAUUUAUUGUAGGUAAUUAGCGAAACUAUUAAAUAGUAAAACAGAA